Molecule: messenger RNA, 3264 nt
Organism: Kickxella alabastrina
Lineage: Eukaryota; Fungi; Kickxellomycota; Kickxellomycetes; Kickxellales; Kickxellaceae
Product: C-type lectin protein
Exons: 1
Coding region: 337-3195 (952 amino acids)
Source: RefSeq, a predicted model, not a curated record
AAAAAAAAAAAUAGAUGAGCAAAAAAGGGGUAUCCUCUUUGUGGCCCAGAACUUUAAUUUCACUCAAAUUUUGGGUUUGAGCGCCAUUGCAUGACUCAAGUUAGGGCCCUGAACACAACACCUUUAAAAGCGCUUUGCUCUGCAUAGGAACUCUCAACAUCAUUUCUUUCUUUCUUCUCUUUCUUCAUCAUCUCUUUGUUUUCUGCCUAAACACCUAGUAUCGCCCACAUAUUUGGCUAUUUAUACACUUCACUACACUAUACUACAUCAUCAUUGCGCAAAAAAUAUUUUUUUACGAGAUUAGUUUACAACUUUUUUAUAUUCAAAGACGACAGAAUGGUUGCCACUGCUGACUACGAUAUUGCAUCUAGCUUUGCGACCCACUCGCCAUCCCCGGAUUCCGGCAAGGCCAUUGUGGCUGUUGCCGAUGAGUCUUCUGAGCACAAGUACCAGUUUAUAGACUACCGCGCCGCUGCCUUGCCCAACCACCACAAAAAUGUACCGCCCAUGGUCACUCAGAUCAUCGACGGCCUGACCAAGCGCAGGCUGCUUCCCACGGAUGGAAACUCUGAGAACCGGUCGCUGCCAACUGUGCUGCUCUAUGACGACAAGGGCCUCAACCUAUUUGACCGCAUCACAUACGUGCCCGAGUACUACCUGGCCGAGUGCGAGAUAGACGUGCUCAAGACCAGCACGCGCGAAAUCGUCGGCGAGAUUCCCAACGACUCUGACGUCAUUGAGCUCGGCUGUGGCUCUCUGCGCAAAACUCAGCUGCUGCUCGCUGCACUCGAUCAGAUGCGCUCGGGCAUCACCUAUUAUGCCAUUGAUGUCAUGCCGAUGCCGCUGCAUAGCGCCUUGGGUACUCUGGCGGAAAAAUACAAGAACAUCACAUUUGUUGCAUUGUGCGGCACGUAUGAUGAGGUGCUGACGCACUUCAAGAAAGCCACCCGUCGCAAGACACUACUGUGGCUCGGGUCGUCCAUUGGCAACAACUCCAGGGCUGAGUCCAUUGAGUUUUUGUCGAGCAUUACGGACAACGCGCUCGUCGCCAACGACGGCAUUAUCAUCGGCAUGGACAGAAAGAAGGAUCCGGAUGUUAUCAUGGCCGCCUACCACGACUCCGAGGGGCUGACCAACCAGUUUGAGCUCAACGCACUCUCCCACGUCAACAACCUUAUCUCCGAGUACACUGCCACCCUGAAAGGCCUUAUUUCCGCUGACAGUGUUGCCGACGGCAUAUUUGACGUUGAGAAGUUUUGCUAUACGGGCGACUACGACGAAGUUGUUGGCAGGCAUUCAGCAUACUUGGAGGCUCGCGAGGACACCAUGAUUAGCUGGCCCCGCGACCUGGCCCCCGCUGUCGAGCAUAUUUGCGGCAAUUCCAGCGACAUUGCGAUCAAACGCGGAGAGCGCAUCUACAUUGAAUCGUCAUACAAGUAUGGAAAGGAGGACUUUGAGAUCCUGGCUCAAGGCAGUGGUCUAGUGCACAGCGCCGAGUGGAACGACUCUCGCAGCUACUACUCGCUGAACCUGUUCCGCAAGCCCCGCUCGACCAUGUCGCCCCGCGCCGACGUCACUGCCGCCAAGGGCGCAAGCAGCAAUUUUUGGAGCUCGGCUGAGUCACACGCGCAAAAUCCGCUGCACCUGCCGCCCAAUUUUAUGGCCCGGGAGCAGCCGUCAACCAUUCCUCGCAAAAACGAGUGGGAACACCUGUGGUCUGUUUGGGACACGCUCUCGCUGCACAUCAUUCCGAGAAGCAAGCUGAUCGACCGUCCAAUUGAUCUCCGCCACCCCUUCAUCUUCUACCUCGGCCAUCUGUCCGCGUUUGCCGACAUACACAUGGCUGCAGCCGAAUGUGCGCCGCUGACCCAGCCUGAGAGUUUUGCGCAGUGGUUCGAGCGGGGAAUCGACCCGAACAUGGUGGAUCCCACUAUUUGCCACAGCCACUCGGAAAUCCCUGCAGAGUGGCCUGAGGUCAAUGCCAUUUUGGCAUACCGUGACCGCGUGCGCGCCCGGAUCACCAACUGGAUAAGCGUCCACAAUGAGACCAGUGGUGUGGUGCCAACAGCCGAUGCUGCGCGUCAUGUGUGGAUGGCGUUUGAGCACGAGGCCAUGCAUAUCGAGACCAUGCUGUACAUGGCGGUCCAGAUGAACCCGGCCGAGAUAUGCUCGCCCAUUGUCACUACUUUUGCGGCAUACCACGGUGCUCAGCCGCGGGAGUCCUGGAUUAGCUACACAGGUGGCUCUAACAUUCUCCUUGGACUGCACAAUGAUAGCGAGGGCGCACUCAAGAGUCAAAUGCUGCCUUCAGGACAUGUGUUUGGCUGGGACAACGAGGGCCCAUCGAUGGCAGUCUCGGUCAAGCCAUUCAGUGUCCGCACGCAGCCCAUUACUAAUGGCGAGUACCUGAAGUUUCUCAAAGCAAGGCUCAGCGCUGGCCAGGACAAUUACGACAACCUUGUGCCAAAGUCCUGGGUUCGGCUUGACGAAUGUGGAGACUAUACAGUGCGCACUGUCGUCGGCAACCCCUCAAUAACCAGCACCGAGGCGUCGCUGUGGCCAGUAUUUGUCAGCCAGAAGCAGGCAACAGCAUACGCCAGCUGGUGCGGCAAGCGGCUUCCAAGCGAGGCCGAGUGGACUCACGCCUCCAGGACAUACCAUCUUGCGCGCGCGCUGGGUAAAUCAACAUCAACUGCCCAAAACUCAUUUGGCUUCCAGCCUUCUCAGAGCGUGGAUGCCUACUUGUCCAAUCUUUUAGCCACACAGGGUAUCAAUGCCAGUGAGUACACGCAUGCUGCAUUUGAUUUGUUUGUGCCCGCCGACGCCAACAUUGGCUUUGCCCACUGGCACCCGGUCCCUGAGGCUACAGCUCACCCACCGGGUGCCUAUACGGGAGAUGAAAAGGGAAAUGACCUGCCUGAAGCCAGGUUUAUCGGUAACGGGUGGGAGUGGACGUCGACGCAGUUUCACCCGUUUGACAAUUUUAGUCCCUCAGAAAUGUAUCCCGGAUACUCUGCUGAUUUCUUUGAUCCGCCCAGCACAUCUGGCGCCGAUUGUACACACUACGUCGUCAAGGGCGCAUCAUAUGCGACACACCGCCGUAUGGCCCACCGUCAGACUUUCAGAAACUGGUACCAGCGGGGGUAUCCGUACGUGUUGGCCACGUUCCGCCUAUGUGACGAUGCGACUGAGUGAUAGUUUUAUGCCUUGAUUUUCUUUAAAUUUAUUAUUACGUUUUGAAUAUUAUUCCCCACUAUAUAUGUA